UGCACACGGAUUGGUUAAUCUGGGAGUAGAAUCGUUUCAUCUUUCUCGGAUAAAUGCUAACCGAAUCGAAGCGCAAUAAGGAUGCAGGACUUCCAAAUCUAUCUCCCUCUGGAACAAGCUCGCCGUGUGUUCUUAAGCGUAGCGAGCGUAUGUACCAGUUUACUAUAUAUUUCAGUGGCAUAAAUGCACUCAUUCUGUCCUGGAAAACAUGGAGUCUAGACUGGUUUUACAGUAGUCAUGAAAAUUUACCCAAGUAUGAUUACAUCGUUGUUGGAGCAGGCAGCGCCGGUGCCGUACUUGCCACCAGAUUGAAUGAGAUGGGUUUUAGAAUUUUACUAUUAGAAGCGGGUGGAACGUCUCCUUAUUUUACUGACAUACCGGUUCUUGCACCAUUUCUUCAAAGAAGUGUUUACGAUUGGCAACAUGCUACCGUACCACAAAAGCAUGCAUGUAAAGGCCUAAUUAACAAUCAAAGUUUAUGGUCAAUGGGAAAGGUCAUUGGAGGCUCCAGCAAAUUAAAUUAUAUGCUUUAUGUUGAAGGACAUCCUCUUGAUUAUGAAGAUUGGUUUCCUGAUUAUAAGGAUUUCACUGCUGAAAAAAUGAAUUUGCAAGAUGUUAAUGAUAUUCAAUGGUAUACUGAAUUAUCUGAUGCAGUUUUAAAAGGCAUUACAGAAUUAAACAAAUAUAUCUGCAAUAUAAAUAAAAAUGUUGCCACUGGUUUCAUGAAAGCUCAAGUCACUAUAAAAAAUGGCGAAAGACAGGGUACAGAUAAAAUAUUAAGGAAUACAAACAGACCUGGAUUAACUAUAUUUAGUCAUUCACAUGUAAAUAAGGUAAUAUUUAAAUCAAAGAAGGCUGUAGGAAUUGAAUACACCAAAUUUGGUAAAAGAAUGCAAGCCUAUGCAGAUCAAGGGGUCAUUCUCAGCGCUGGCGCAAUUGGUAGCCCAAAACUAUUAAUGCUUUCUGGAAUUGGACCAAAAGAGCAUUUGGAGAGUUUGAAUAUAAAGGUUAUUAAUGAUUUACCCGUGGGACAAAAUUUGAUGGACCAUAUAGUUACCGGCCUCGACUUGGUCACACUUAAUACAACACUUUCUUUAAGCUUACCCAAUUUACUUAAUCCAAUGUCAGCUAUUCAUUACUACCUUUUCCGUCAAGGACCCUGGACAUCCGCAGGUGUAGAAGUCCUAGGAACAUUAUAUAGCCAGAAGAAUAAAUCAACAGCUCCUGAUCUCCAAUUUAUGGUAAUGCCUCUUGGCAUUUCUCAAGAUAAUGGAAUUUUCCUAAAGAGAAUUAUGGGAAUAACUGACAGAGUUUAUGAAGAAUACUUUGCACCACUUUCGCACAAGACUGCAGUCACAAUUUUACCAGUUUUAUUACAUCCUAAAAGUAAAGGAGAAAUCAAAUUGCGCAGUAAUAAUCCAUUUGACCAGCCUAUAAUCAAUCCAAAAUAUUUAUCGAAUAAUGAUGACGUUUACACGCUUAUAAAUGGAAUACAAUUUAUUAAGCAAUUAAUUAAUACCAAUGCAAUGCAAGCCCUUGGAGCGUCAUUAUAUAAAAAACACUUUCCAGGUUGCGAGGAUAAGACUUUUGAUAGCAUGGCAUACUGGAAUUGUUAUAUACGACAUUUAACUUUGUCCUCCUAUCACCCAGCAGGAACUUGUCGAAUAAACACUGUUGUUGACAAAUCGUUUAAAGUACUUGGUACAAGAAAUUUAUUUGUGGUCGAUGCAUCGGUUUUCCCAAAACUACCAAGUGGUAAUAUUAAUGCAGCCGUCAUGAUGAUUGCAGAGAAAGCGAGUAGUUUGUUUAAAAUAAGAAAACAGGUGCACGAAUCAUUGUUAUUUAAGUGUCAAAUAUCCGAGGUGUUUUAUCCAAAGAAUAAAGAAAGAAGUAAAUGAUAUAACGGAAAUUAAAUAUUUUAUUUUUGUAAAUAACACUACAAUUCCAGGAUGAAAUGUAUAUGUAUGAAUACCUAGUGAUAAUCGACCUUCUUGACGAGUCUGUGGUGGUUUCUGGGAGUGACCCAAAAGCCGCCACGUCGAAUGUGGCGGACCGACGUCGGUCUGCUGGCGACAACGGGCGCAGGUCAUUCCCGGAAGCUACCACGACUUUAAAGAAUAACUCUGACCGCGGAAGCUUAAAAUACUUCUUCUUGAUAAAUCUGUAACUUGAGAUGAUACGAAAGGCGCUGAGAAAUUUAAUCGACGUCGAUAAAAUAA
Messenger RNA from Orussus abietinus, 2219 nucleotides. RefSeq names its product glucose dehydrogenase [FAD, quinone]. Lineage: Eukaryota; Metazoa; Arthropoda; Insecta; Hymenoptera; Orussidae. The record is from RefSeq and is a predicted model, not a curated record. The transcript is spliced from 12 exons. Gene Ontology annotation, molecular function: flavin adenine dinucleotide binding; ecdysone oxidase activity. Bases 54 to 1898 code for a protein of 614 amino acids.